AUGACCCCUGAGCCGGCUCCAAACCAGAUGAGGCAGAAGGUGCUGGAGCCCAAGCUCAAGUGGAGGCGGCAGGAAGGGAACACCAAGAGUUUUGAAGCCCUGGCACCCAUGAGCCCCUCCUCCUUCUCAGGGCACCUGGGGAGCAUGCCCCUCUGCCUGCUCCGAGGGGGAAGCCCCCAGAAGGAAGGACCACCUGCAGCGGCCGUGGGCCGCUUCUUGUGCACACUGGACCCGGGAACCCGCCUGCGCCUCCCUGAGCACGUGGCUGUCCCACCCACUGUCCCCGUCACCUACCACGCCCACCUCCAGGGACACCCAGACCUGCCUCGGUGGCUCCGCUACACCCAGCGCAGCCCCCGCCACCCUGGCUUCCUCUACGGGAGCCCCACCCCAGAAGACCGUGGACGCCAGGUCAUUGAGGUCGUAGCCUACAACCGGGACAGCUUCGACACCACCCAGCAGAGGCUAGUGCUCUCGAUUGGGGACCCAGAAGGCCCCCUGCUGCCAUACCAGGCUGAGUUCCUGGUGCGCAGCCAUGACGUGGAGGAAGUGCUGCCCUCAACCCCUGCCAGCCGCUUCCUCACAGCCUUGGGGGGCCUCUGGGAGCCAGCAGAGCUCCAGCUGCUCAACAUCACCUCCGCCUUAGACCGUGGGGGCCGUGUCCCCCUUCCCAUCGAGGGCCGCAAGGAAGGUUCAGUGCUUGUCCUGCGGGGUCACCAGAGCUGCCCCUUCCUGUGGUCGGAUGGGGCAGUAGAUAGUGGCGCCCCGGGAUCACUGCCCUGCUCCCCCGGGCAGUCUCUGAGUCCAUCCAGCUGCUCCUGGGUCAGUGCUGGGCUCUCUGAACAGGUGGAUAAGUCAGUGCCGGAGCCCGCAGACGAGGUGCCCACCCCAGGCGAUGGGAUCCUGGAACGUGACCCCUUCUUCUGCCCACCCACCGAGGCCGUGGCCCGAGACUUCCUGACCGACGCACUGGUCACCCUCCUGGUGCCCCUGCUGGUGGCCCUGCUGCUCACCCUGCUGCUGGCCUACGUCAUGUGCUGCCGGAGGGAGGGACGGCUGAAGAGAGACCUGGCCACCUCUGAGUGAGUAAGGGGAAGCGGGGGGCU
This is a messenger RNA of Myotis lucifugus (little brown bat), 1106 nucleotides long. RefSeq names its product sarcoglycan alpha (gene SGCA). Lineage: Eukaryota; Metazoa; Chordata; Mammalia; Chiroptera; Vespertilionidae. The record is from RefSeq and is a predicted model, not a curated record. The transcript has 8 exons. Gene Ontology annotation, cellular component: membrane; sarcoglycan complex. Gene Ontology annotation, molecular function: calcium ion binding. The coding region runs from base 1 to 1086 and encodes 361 amino acids.